AUGCAGAGCGCUGUAUAUGCAGCAACGACUCUCACCGAGAAGCCAUGGAAGGCUCUGCAGCAGAAUGGACUAUGGCGCUGCCAAGACGCCGAACGCACAGAGCGCACAUUCCUUCCACACUCGUUUUUUUCCACGGAGGCAGACAAGCCACAUCGAGCUGUCAAGCAGAUUCGACUCGAGCGCCGGAAUGCCUUGCGACAGCGAAAGCCUGGGCUGCAUGAUCUGCGUUGUUCCAACCUGUGCGACAGCGGACGUCGAAAGUCUCCUGGGUGGAGUGUCGACGUGGACAAUCGCAAAAGGGCAGUCAGAACCAGAGCGAAGCCAAACGAAGCAACAGAAGGCAAGCGAGAAUGGGCGAGCUGCGCGAGCAAAAGCGGCGCGAACGGCAAAGCCACCCCGCGCAUCGACGAAACAUUUGACCCCUGUGUUGGUUCCGGCUCAGACGACACGCAGCGAGGCAGAACGGGAGAGGCCGAGACGCGCGUGGAAAGUGGGUGCGCAUCACGGCCUUCCAAAGAGACACAAAGCGAUCUGCAAGCGCCGAAAAAAGUGGGGGCGUCAAUCUUGAUCAACUUCCACGUUGCUCUUCACCAUCACCAUCAUCACUAUCGCAAACCUGCCUCCGUUCACGGUGACGUUCGAAACAUCAUCAUGAGCAUCACAGAAAGCAUGCAGUCGACUGCAGCACCGAACAAGAUGCCGACCAAGCAACUGCCACGACCAAGUCAUCACCGCGUACGCCGAGGUCAAAAGCUGGACGAGAUCGUCUCAUUGUCCGAGCAGAGGCUCAGCCGGUUUGCGUCCGGAUCGUCAGAAUCAAAAGGCAGCACAUCGCAGUCUACCUUCUCGCCAGCAUCAUCGUCCUCUCCAUCAUCCGUGAACGCGUCCGAGUCUGAGGCCUCUUCCAGCAAUUCUGGCGGUGACAGUGCAUUUCAGCUGCAAGAGUACCUCGCCAUGCUGGUGCGUCGCGAUCCACACAACGUUGAACUCAUCACCUCACUGCCAACCGAAGCCGACAUCGAGUCCCUCAAUGCAGACAAGGGCAAAGCCAAGGACGAGCCCGAAGACGACGGCAUGCUCCAAAACGUAGACACCGACGUGUGGGUCUACGAGCAGCUCCGUCGCCUCGUGCUCGACCUCACCACUCCUUGGCUCACCUCUCUCCAACAGGAGUGCGACAAACAUGCUCGACCUCAGACCUGCGCCGCCAUGAAUGCGGGCGAUUGGAUGUACCUUUGCGCCUCUCACGGCGAGGAGAAGCAGUGCUGUGCCAUCGACUACAUGGUUCACACUCUCGACGGCGCCACUUCGCUCCUCAACUCGGCACGCCACUUCCCAAGUCGAACCUACGUUCCGAACACCAGCCUUCGUCACUUCGGCAGCAUCGCACGACGUCUCAGCCGCAUCUUUGUUCAUGCGUGGUGCUACCACAAAGACACAUUCCUUGCGUGCGAGGCAGAAACCUCGCUCUACUCACGCUUCCUGGUCCUCGUCGAGACAUACGAUCUCACAGCGACAGACAACUUGCCUCCACGACCCGGACAAGGGUCGGACGCCAGCGAUGCGCAAGAACAUGCAGAUGCCUACGAGGUCGGUGACGCAGCCGAGUUCUCGCGUGGCACUUCGUCAGCACCCUUGUUCACGUUAAACGGCACCACAGCGAAGAGGGAGAGGAGCGGGACGGCAGCGAUGCGGUCCUCGCUCGCCCAGAGCUUGCAACAGGGACCGCAGCUGCAACUGCAACCGGAGGUGACGCCGUCGUCGUCGACAGCGAAACAGGUGGAUGCGGUAGGCUUGGUUCCACCACCGGCACCUAGUCCGAGGGCUACGGCGACCUUGAGCAGACCUGAUCACGAGGAAGGCGAUGCCGAUGCUCCUGCUUGGACUACGCUUGCGCAACGGGUCAAGGAAGGCUCCGGUCAGGAGGAACAGGAUGAUGAGGAUGAGGACGAGGAGGAAGAAGAAGACGAAGAGGAAGAAGGCGAUCCGGAGGACCGCACGCAGAAGAUCGAAAAGGUUGAUGAAGACGCCACCAUUUCAUUGCGCGGCUUGUCGAUGCAGGAUGAUUCCGAGACCGAGAAGAAGGAUGGGAAAAGCGUUUCGACGGAAAUUGUGACUGGUGCACAGACGGAAGAGACUUGA
Molecule: messenger RNA, 2142 nt
Organism: Pseudozyma hubeiensis SY62
Lineage: Eukaryota; Fungi; Basidiomycota; Ustilaginomycetes; Ustilaginales; Ustilaginaceae
Product: mps one binder kinase activator
Exons: 3
Coding region: 1-2142 (713 amino acids)
Cellular component (GO): cytoplasm
Source: RefSeq, a predicted model, not a curated record